AGAAAAGAUCAGAAUCUGCUUUCUCCGGUCAACUGCUGGUACCUGCUGCUGAACCAGGUGAGGAGGGAGAGUAAGGACCACGCGACGCUCAGCGACCUCUACCUGAACAACGUCAUCACGCGCCUCACACACAUCAGCGAGGACUCGGCACGCCUGCUGAAGAGGAGUAAAGAGAUCAUCUUCCAGCUUCAGGAAGAUCUCAUGAAGCUCCUGAACGAGCUUUACACCGUGAUGAAGACAUAUCACAUGUACCACUCGGAGACGGUCAACGCGGAGACCAAGCUGCGUGAGGCGGAGCGUCAGGAGGGCCGCGUGAAGGGCGUGUCGGGGACGGGCGGAGGGGUGGAGCCUGUGUUCGGCCUGCGGAUAGAGGAGCGCCACCAGAGACGCAACGCCGCACGCAAGAUGGAGAAGAUGAGAGAGAAGCGGAAGGCAAAGUACUCGGAGAACAAACUGAAGGCUCUUAAAGCGAGGAACGAGUACCUGCUGACGCUGGAGGCCACUAACGCCUCCGUGUUCAAAUAUUACAUCCACGACCUGCCGGACAUCAUAGACUGUUGUGACCUAGGGUACCACUCCAGUCUGAGUCGGGCUCUGAAGACCUACCUAUCAGCCGAACUGAGCCUUGAGGCCUCCAGGAGGGCGGGGCUGGAGGUGCUGGAGGGCGCCGUCGAGGGCCUGGACCCCGCCCGCGACAGGCAGCGUCUGCUGGGCCUCUACCCCACCGCCUUCUGCCCCCCGCAGCGCUUCAGCUUCCAGGCCCACAUGGGCGACGCAGUGACCCAGAUCGCCUCCCAGCCUCAGGUCCAGGCCGAGCUCUCCCUCCGUCUCACUCAGCUCCAGACCCGCCUGGCGUCGCUGAAGAUCGAGAAUGAAGAGGUGAAGAAGACCUGGGGUGCGACCCUGACGACGCUGCAGGACGUGACGGUUCUGGACAACUACGACGUCUCCCAGAGCUUCACCCACAGCCCGUCCUCCGAGUCGGUCAAGUCCAGCGUGUCGGACGGUUACUUGAACAAACCGAGUCUGGCCAAGAGACGGGCCAAUCAUCAGGAGACGGAGCUGUUCUACUUCAACAAGUUCCGCGAGUAUCUGGAGGGGAGUAACCUCAUUUCCAAACUUCAGGCCAAACACGACAUCCUGACGAAAGCUUUAGCAGAAGGUUAUAAAGCUGAUCUGCUAACCACGAGUCGUGGGCGUAAGAACUCUCACAGCAAACACCAGGACUCAACCAAAGCCAUACCCCUGCUGGUGGAGAGCUGCAUCCGCUACAUCAAUCUACACGGUCUCCAGCAUCAGGGCAUAUUCCGGGUGUCAGGAUCUCAGGUGGAGGUCAACGAUAUCAAGAACUCCUUCGAAAGAGGUAACGACCCGCUGAUUGACGAGGAGAGCAACCAUGACAUCAACUCUGUGGCUGGAGUGUUGAAGCUCUACUUCAGGGGUUUGGAGAACCCGCUGUUCCCCAAGGAGAGAUUCAACGACCUCAUCUCCUGCGUCCGAAUAGAAAACCUUUACGAGAGAGCGCAGUGCGUCCGUAAGAUCCUCCUGGGCGUCCCGAGGGCGACGCUGGUGGUGAUGCGUUAUCUGUUCGCCUUCCUCAACCAUCUUUCCCAGUACAGCGAUGAGAACAUGAUGGACGCUGGGAACUUGGCCAUCGUGUUUGGCCCCACCCUCCUGCCCACGCCGGACACGCUGGACCAGGUGGCGUGUCAGGCGCACGUGAACGAGGUCGUCAAAACCGUCAUCCUGCACCACGACAACAUCUUCCCCGACACCAAGGACCUGCCCGGGCCGGUUUACGAGAAGUGCAUGACCGGAGAUCAGUACUGCGAGAGUCCGUUCAGCGAGCCGGGAGCGCUGGAGGAGGCCGAGCCCGACGCCGGCACCGAGACCCAGACCAGCGACGAGGAGGGCGAGGGCGUGGAGGCGGUGGCGAGGUUCGACUACGUGGGCCGCUCCGGCCGCGAGCUCUCCUUCAAGAAGGGAGCGUCGCUGCAGCUCUUCCAACGAGCGUCACAUGACUGGUGGGAGGGGCGACUCAACGGCAACCACGGCCUGGUGCCUCAUCAGUACAUCGUGCUGAAGGACAGGGCCGACGUCAUGUCCGACACUCUCAGUCAGAAGGCGGACAGCGACGGCGGCAGCAGCAGCACCGACGACAAGAGGUCCAGGAGCGAACUGAGCUCCCCCACCGACAUCAGACCUCCGGAGACCUUUAACAGGUCCGUGAUUCACAGGAGGAAGAGAACCGACGGUUUGUUCCGACGUCCGCUCGGCCGCUCCAACGACAACCACGGGAACGGGAGUGUGAUGGAGCGAAGCUCUCCGCCCGUGACGGGUCACUUCAGUCCAAGGGAGCUGCUGCUGGGGCGUGGUCAGGGCUUGACCCCGCCCCUCGACAGCCCAGAACGCCGCCGCCGCUCUGCUGCCGUGACGAUGACCGUGAGCCGACAUGAUUCGCUGCGAAGACCAGAGGACACGCCCAUCCGGCGCUCAAGCAGCGGGCAACACGGCUUCAGUGACUCCCAUCGAACCAGAGGACUGGACCCUGACACACUGGCACAGGACAUCGAGGAGACGGUGACGGUAGCGCUGGGCGAGCUGCGGCAGCUGGAGCGUCAGGGCUGCCGGCCGGCGCCCGACGUGGUGCUGGACACUCUGGAGCAGGUGAAGAACGGCCCCGUCACCACCUGCUCCUCCGAGUCUCCCAGCCCCCACAGCACCCCCAGCACCCCGGGCACGCCUGGAACCCCGGGCACCCCCGGGACCCCCGGGACCCCGGGCACCCCGAGCCCCCUCAGUCCUCUGAGCCCCAUCAGCCCGCUCCCUGGGCCCCCGCCUGGACCCCCCAGACCCGCCAACCCCUCCCCUGACGCCCUGGGCUCUUUCAAGCCCGUGGCAGCCGCCCGCAUGGGGGCUCCGCUGAGACCCCCCGCCCUGAGGCCCAAGCCGAUAGUCCCCCCUAAGAGCAGCACCCCGCCUCUGCCCCCACCACUGGACAAAUCCUGCACCAUGUGAGCCAAACCAGGCCGAUAAGAGGCCGAAUCAGGCCGACCCGGGCCAAAACUGGGCCAGAAGAGGAGAUCAGGGUACUGCUUAAUGUUUAUAAUCAACAUGAGGGUAGAAAGGGUAGAAAGACGAGAGGGUUUUAAUGUAGUAAUAAAAUAUAAUAUAUGAGCUAUGAUAUGAUAUGCCAUGAUAUUUAUGUGUUGUCAGGUCGGUGUGUACUCUCUAGGUGUGUAGGAGUUUUCUUUCUCCAUGUGUUGAAGCAUUUAUCAAAGGUUAGCUAAAGGAAGGAGCGUCCUGUGUCCGAGGUCACAGUCAGAGAGACGUGGGGACUGAAGUCCAGCUCCAGUAAAAUGUAGUUUCAGUGACGUGAAUGUUGGCUGUGCUGUCAUGACGAUGAAGAGCUGCUGUUUUCUUUGAAAAAAAAAACAAAAAAAAACUAUCCUGAUUGGCUGCUGCAUCUGUGACGAGGGAACGACGGGUCGGAGGGACGAGGACGCGGCAGAGCGAAGGGACACUGGUUCAACGACGUCUGUGAGACUUCUUAUUUUUUUAUGUUACGACUCGGUUCAGCUGCUACGCUCACUUUCACCUCAAACCACGAAAACGCCUCUUGAGGUCGUCAGUGACACCAAACUCACGUUACUUUGCCAAACGUCCAGAUAUUUAAUGAAUGUUUCCUGUAUUUAACGACUGUUCAGCCAUUUAAUGAAUGUUCAGAGAGCUGCUGCGGCGACUCACUAAACUUUUUUAAAAACAGCCUUUUUAUGUUUUCUCGGAGGGGAAAAAAAAAAAAAAAAACCCACGCCCGGACCCGAGCUUCAAACAGGGUGAUGGUCGACUGGUGGAGGUUGGACUGAGCUUUUCUGGGACGGGGGGGGGGGGGUGUGUGGUGUUAUUCUGGUUUGUGUGUGUGUGUGUGUGUGUGUGAGAGAGAGAGAGUGUGUGUGUGUCCUGCUUGCCUGCCCUUGUUCUGCUCCCUUGUUAAGUGCAGAAGCACUAGAAUAGUGAUAGACGAUAGAUAAUUCAUGCCUGCCCUGAGUGCCAGAACACGCAAGUGCAAGUUUGGAAAGCGAGUGCAAAGAAGCAUGCCACUUCCUGUGUGUAUUUCUGUGUGUGUGCGUGCGUGUGUGUGUGUGUCCGAACAGUGGUUUACUUGCUUGUUAGACUCAAGUCACUAGUUAACCUUAAAUUCACAAUAAGCUAACAGGGUGGGGCUCCGUGUGUAAACGCCCAAAAAAACACUUGAACAGCACACUGAAUGUGGCCUCCAACCGGGCUGGUGAUUCACAUGAGACGUGACGUGCGUGUGUGUGUGUGAGUGUGUGUGUAUGUGAAAGUGCCUUUUUUUUUAAUCCUUGUCUUUUUUGGGGAGUUGUGAAUCCACUCACGCAUGUCCUGAACCAAGAGCAGCAGCACUCCGAAUGAAAUAAUCAUAAAAGUGUUUAGUAGAUUUACUGAAUUAUGAAUUCUAGCAUUAACCCAUUGUGACAUUGCACUUUGAUGUAUAGGGUCGUGUACUUGGCAUGUAGCAUCAUCACAUGUUGGUGCAUUUUAACUCGACGCUGGGAGGUUUCUCUGAAUGUGUUUGAUAAUUAAGGAAAUGGUUUUUGUCCGUUAGUGUUGCUGUAUUUGAAACCUGAGCUUCCUAGAGACGAGCUCAUAUAGCCAAAUGGAUUGUAUCAACGUGUUGUAUUUAUAUUAUAAAUAAAAGCCGAACAAAUUAGCAUUCAAGUCAUCAACUGAACGAACCUUUAUUUAAACGAAACGUCGCUG
Molecule: messenger RNA, 4782 nt
Organism: Paralichthys olivaceus (Japanese flounder)
Lineage: Eukaryota; Metazoa; Chordata; Actinopteri; Pleuronectiformes; Paralichthyidae
Source: RefSeq, a predicted model, not a curated record